Messenger RNA from Meriones unguiculatus (Mongolian gerbil), 1140 nucleotides. It is a transcript of the gene Mgat4d, whose product is annotated as MGAT4 family member D. Gene Ontology annotation, biological process: protein N-linked glycosylation. The record is from RefSeq and is a predicted model, not a curated record. Gene Ontology annotation, cellular component: Golgi stack; endoplasmic reticulum-Golgi intermediate compartment; endoplasmic reticulum. The coding region runs from base 1 to 1140 and encodes 379 amino acids. NCBI's taxonomy places the organism in Eukaryota, Metazoa, Chordata, Mammalia, Rodentia, Muridae. Gene Ontology annotation, molecular function: acetylglucosaminyltransferase activity. The transcript is spliced from 10 exons.
AUGAAGACCAAGAACCUGAACUUUUUGUUUGCCUUCGUUGCGGUCCUGCUCUUUUGCUUCUCCUGCUUCUGCAUCUCCAGGAUGAACCAGAUCAAUAAUCAACUAAUUAUUUGCAGGAACCACAUUUUGGAGUUUAAGGAAAAUAUGCUACGUUUAAAAAACAAAAGUGAAAAUAAUCGCCAAAAUCUAGUGCAAAUCCUGAAUCAAAUGAAGCAUGAAGUUCCCCAGAAAGGAAAAUCAUCAGGAAACUUACUUGAGAAAAAAGUGAGCACACUGAGUGAGAAUGAAACACCUUCUAACAGAUUUGAAGUCUUGAAGUUUUUUUUUCCUCAUCUAAGGACAGCAAGGAAAAUUUACCCAAAUGUAGCCAUCAGCAAAGAGAAAGCAGGAGUUUCCUUCGCACUGGGAAUCACCACCAUUAACAGGAAGAACCACACCUACCUGAAGCAAACACUGACCUCUGUUCUCUCCAGAAUGACGCCUAAAGAAGAGAAGGACUCCGUGGUGAUUGUCUCUGUUGCCGACACUGAUGAAGGUUAUUUAAAUUUCGUUGUUGACAUGGUUAAAACCAAAUUCAAAAGGCAAGUGCAAUCUGGAUCCUUAGAGGUCAUUUCAAUACCCACCUUUUUUUAUCCAAGCAUAUUACUGGAGAAGAAACCAUCUGAGGACCCAGUAAGUUGGCAAAUAAAACAGUUAUUGGAUUUUUGUAUUUUGAUGCUGUAUGCCCAGCCGAAGGCCACAUAUUAUUUACAGCUAGAAGAUGAUAUCAUAGCAAAAAAUAUGUAUUUUACGGAAAUGAGAGAUUUUGUAAAUAAUGUCACUUCGAAAGACUGGCUUUAUGUUGAGUUCUCAGUGCUUGGGUUUAUAGGAAAACUCUUUCGAUCGAAGGACCUGAUCGACUUUGUACAUUUUUUCUUGAUGUUCUACAAAGUGAAGCCCAUAGAUAUGCUUCUGGAUGACAUUUUCCUGGUGAAGAUUUGCAACUGGGGCGAGCCUCUGAAGAAGUGUAUCAAGAGAAAGAAGGAAGUUCAAAUUCAGUACAAACCAUCUCUGUUUCAGCAUGUGGGCAUUCAGUCAUCAUUUCCCGGGCGAAACCAGUACCUCAAGGUAAGAUCCUGGAAUGGAACUAUGGUAACAUAG